Molecule: messenger RNA, 999 nt
Organism: Equus caballus (horse)
Lineage: Eukaryota; Metazoa; Chordata; Mammalia; Perissodactyla; Equidae
Gene: ALKBH6
Product: alkB homolog 6
Cellular component (GO): nucleus
Source: RefSeq, a predicted model, not a curated record
GAGGGGACACUGGUGGACGGAGCCUGGGGACUCACUGGGUGGCUUUGAUCACGAUGCCAAGGACUCAGAUUUUAGAAACGAAGUGAGUUUCACUACAGGGCUGAGGACUGGGUGCAUGGAGUUGGUGUCGAUGGAGGAUCAGGACGCCAGGGUCCCAGCCCUGGAACCAUUCAGGGUGGAGCAGGCACCACCUGUAAUCUACUAUGUCCCUGACUUCAUCUCCAAGGACGAGGAGGAGUAUUUGCUUCGACAGGUCUUCAAUGCCCCAAAGCCUAAGUGGACCCAGCUCUCCGGGAGGAAGUUACAGAACUGGGGUGGGCUCCCCCAUCCCCGGGGGAUGGUUCCUGAGCGGCUGCCCCUGUGGCUCCAGCGCUACGUGGACAAAGUGUCUGAUCUCAGCCUUUUUGGGGGUCUCCCAGCCAACCACGUCCUUGUGAACCAGUAUCUGCCUGGGGAGGGCAUCAUGCCCCACGAGGACGGGCCACUGUACUACCCGACUGUCAGCACCAUCAGCCUGGGCUCCCACACCAUGCUGGAUCUCUACGAGCCGCGGCAGCCAAAGGAUGAUGACCCUACAGAGCAGCCCCGGCCCCCACCCCGGCCGGCCACCUCGCUGCUGCUCGAACCGCGCAGCCUCCUGGUGCUCCGUGGCACCGCCUACACGCGCCUCCUCCACGGCAUCGCAGCCGCCUGCGUAGACGCGCUCGACGCUGCCUCCCUGCCUCCCAACGCGGCCGCCUGCCCGUCUGCGCGGCCCGGAGCCCGCCUGGUCCGCGGCACCCGCGUCUCGCUGACCAUCCGCCGCGUGCCCCGCGUGCUGCGCACCGGCCUCCUGCUCAGCAAGUGACGCCGGGCCCCGGGACCCGCUCCGACUUCGGACGGCUGCGUCCCUGUGACCUUGGAACCCUGGGGCAGAGGCAGCUCUCUGGGGUUAUUUCCCCAGUAACUAUGGGAACCGCAGGAAAAGGCCCCAUUCCAAAUAAAACAAAACAAAACAUC